AUGACUGCCAUAAUAUUACCAGAGGAUCAGAAUGGCUGGAGAGACCAAGCAAGGAGAAACAAGGUGGAGAAUCAAACUCUACGGAUGAACGUGAAGUUAUAUUCCGCAUCGCAUGUCAGCCACCGCCAAUACCUCUUGUUUCGCACCCUCCUCCCUCCCAUUGUACAGCCAAACCAGCUGAACGUCCAGACGUUUGGAAAACCACAUCUUAUGAUUCCAGCCAAUCAGCGGCUAAAUUGUUUGGCGUUCAACGAAUACAUCGCGAAUUUCACCAAUAGACAGGCGCAGGCGACGGGGUGGGUCUGGGGUGGAACGGACCGCCUCUUUAGGGUCCCAGCAGUCCAACAACAGCAGGUCAUUCGCAACCUGACUAUCAACGGUAUCAAUCGCGGCGCAACUGAGUCGACCGUCAAUACUGCCUUUUUAUCGUUCUUGCACGCCCUUUCAGACUUGUGUCCGCAGCCUGCUCAACGCCUAUGGACAACGGAGAGGAAGAAACUCGUGGCGGACUUCGGCACACCGCAGCGUGAGAGAAAAUUCGUGGCCUACACAGACGGACAGCUGGAAGAUGCCACCACCGGUCGGAUUUUGGCACUCGUCGAAUGCAAAAGAUCAUGGAGAGACAAUCACUCUCCGAAAGUGGACAUGCAAGAAGUGGCAGAGAUAGUCGCAUGGAUUAAGAAUUUUCCCGCGGUAGCAGGGGCUGCUGAUUCACGAGUACUUUUGUCGAAAGAUGGUACCGAGCUCUAUAUUUGUGUCUUUGGUUACGAUGAUGGAUGGUUGAGUCAUUUUAAGAGAGAGUCCAACCACACCAGUGAAGAUUACUGCAAAUAA
Aspergillus niger is the source of this 834-nucleotide messenger RNA. RefSeq lists its product as uncharacterized. The record is from RefSeq and is a predicted model, not a curated record. Lineage: Eukaryota; Fungi; Ascomycota; Eurotiomycetes; Eurotiales; Aspergillaceae. The transcript is spliced from 2 exons. Bases 1 to 834 code for a protein of 277 amino acids.